Culicoides brevitarsis is the source of this 1698-nucleotide messenger RNA. Its product is annotated as 3,4-dihydroxyphenylacetaldehyde synthase-like. The coding region runs from base 19 to 1560 and encodes 513 amino acids. NCBI's taxonomy places the organism in Eukaryota, Metazoa, Arthropoda, Insecta, Diptera, Ceratopogonidae. The record is from RefSeq and is a predicted model, not a curated record. Gene Ontology annotation, biological process: catecholamine metabolic process; amino acid metabolic process. Gene Ontology annotation, molecular function: pyridoxal phosphate binding; aromatic-L-amino-acid decarboxylase activity. The transcript has 2 exons. Gene Ontology annotation, cellular component: cytoplasm.
GUGAAAUUACCGUUAAAAAUGAACUCUAACGAGUUUCGUGAAUUCGGCAAGACAGCAAUAGAUUUUAUCGCCAAUUAUUUGGACACAAUUCGAGAUCGUCCUGUAUUGCCAUCCGUUGAACCGGGAUACUUACAUGGCCUUUUGCCAUCUGAAAUGCCCGAAAAUUCGGAAAGUUGGAGAAAAAUCAUGAAAGAUUUCGAGAAUUUUAUCAUGCCGGGUAUCACUCAUUGGCAAUCUCCGAAUUUUCAUGGCUUUUUUCCGACACCGACAUGUUUUCCGUCAGUCGUUGGGGAAAUGAUCUCAGCUGGAUUGGGAGUUGUGGGGUUUAGUUGGAUUUGCAGUCCAGCAUGCACCGAAUUAGAAGUCAUCAUGAUGAAUUGGCUCGGAAAAUUCAUUAAUUUGCCGGAAUCUUUCUUAAAUUGUGGUCCCGGCAACGGCGGAGGUGUCAUUCAAGGAUCUGCAAGUGAAUCUAUUUUGGUUGCAAUUUUGACAGCUCGUGAACAAACCGUUCGUCGCAUCAAAUCGCAAUUUCCUGAUAUGGAAGAAGGUGUCAUUCGUUCAAAACUCGUUGGAUAUUCGAGUGAUCAAAGUAACAGUUGCGUCGAAAAGGGAGGAAUUUUGGGAGCAAUUCCUUUGCGUCUCUUGCCAACAGACGAAAAUUGGGUUUUGCGUGGAGAAACGUUGCAAAAGGCGAUUGACGAGGAUAUCGCACGUGGCUUAAUUCCAUGUGUUUGUAUCUCUACGAUGGGAACUACAAGUACAUGUGCCUUCGAUGAUAUCCCCGCACUUGGAGAAAUUUGCAAUAAAAAUAAUAUUUGGUUCCAUAUUGAUGCAGCAUAUGCUGGUUCGUUCUUCUGCUUGCCCGAAUAUCAACACGCAAUGAAGGGAAUUGAGCUCGCUGACUCUUUCAACUACAAUUUGCACAAAUUGAUGCACGUUAAUUUCGAUUGUUGCGCCAUGUGGUUCCAAAAUUGCGAUUCUGUCGUGCAAUCUUUCACUGUCGAUCGCAUUUAUUUGCAACAUCAGUUCCAAGGACAAAGUUUGGCGCCCGAUUAUCGUCAUUGGCAAAUUUCGCUUGGUCGAAGAUUUCGUGCUUUGAAGGUUUGGUUCACCCUUCGUUCGUAUGGAAAGGCAAAAAUAUGUGAAAUUCUUCGAAGACGAAUCCAACUUGCUGAAUCAUUGGAACAAAAGUUACGAACAGACCCCAGAUUUGAAGUGACUUAUCCCGCUUAUAUGGGUCUCGUGAUCUUUCGUUUGGCAGAAGGAUGUGAAAAGACGAAAAUUCUGCUUGAAAAGUUGCAUGAACGUAAAAAUUUGUAUUUGACUCCAACGAAUUGCCAUGGAAAGUUCGUUAUUCGAUUCGUAAUUGCUGGAAUUGAUCCGCAAGAAGGCGAUAUUGAGUUUGCUUGGAAGGAAUUUCAAACGGUAGUUAAUAGCAUUGUAACACGAGACGAUCAAAUUUCAAUGAUGGAAACGAAUAUCAUUGAAAAGAAAAAAGGAGAUGAGGAAACUGCAUGGAUGGAAAUCAGCCAUGAUCAAAAUGUGGAAAAAAUUAAGUGAAUUUCACGAAUUCCAGCCUUAAAACUUGUUUUUUAGUUUAAAUUUAUUAAUUUAUGCUUAUACUGGACAUACAAAAUUAUUUCAAAAAUAAAUAAUCAUAAAAAAUCCGUAGUCCUUUAGAUAAAAUAGUUUUAAAAA